ACAAAUAUUCACACUUUCAAAUCGAUUGAAUGAAAUAAAUAAAUCGUAUGAAUAAGAAAAACUGCACCUUAUCUAGGCAGCGCACCAGAAGUCCAAAGCAAUACCCAACUAGCAUUGUUUUAAUUUAAUAACGGUCAGUCCCCAGAGCAGUGAAUGUCAACCACAAAAAAAUAACACAUUACGUGCAGCCCCUGGAGAAGUGGGUUGUUCCUUUAUAAAGGAUGCGGCCUACCCUUUAUUUCUCAGACGCAAAGCUGACUUGGAGAGGCCGUUACUGACAUUGUGGGGAAGCAUGUAUUGAUUCAAACACAGUUACCAAACAUUUAAAAAAAAAAGAUGAAAAAUAAAACGAUUCAAUUGAUUGUACUGUUUUUGAUAUUAAUUACGUCGGACUUAACAUUCGGAAAAGGAAACUAUAACAAGAAGAAUCUUAGAACACAUCAGCAGAAUAAGAAACAUAAUAACACAAAAACUAAAUUUGAAAGUGAAAGAAUAAAACGGUCUACUAACGAUUUUGGUACAGUACAGUUUUGGACAAAUAAAGAAAUCGUUCGCCCAAAAUAUUUCAAUAGUGAGGAUUCGCUUCAAAAUAUUGAAGACGCUCCAAUAUAUGGAAAAAUUCAUAACGAACCACCGUUUUGGGCUAUACGUGGGCGAAGAGAUAGUUCUUCAUCAGAAAUCUAUACUGAACCUCAUAGACUCGAAAGUGAUAGACAUGAUUUACAGCAAAAUUAUGACCAUGUAACAAAAAUUGGUUUAUGGAAUGAACCAGAUUUGAAGCAUCCAGCUAAUUUCUGGGCCAAUCGCGGCAGACGCAAUCCAUUAGACUUUGAUAGAAGUUUCAUGCUUGAGCCGUUAUGGGAAAGAGACCUUAGACAAGAAAAUGACCCUUUUUGGGGAAAUAGAGGAAAGAAAGAAGAGGCUUUUUGGAGCAGCAAAGGUAAAACUGAAGAAAAUCCAUUUUGGGCUAAUCGUGGUCGAAGACUUGAUCAGCUAGAAGACCGAACAAAUCGUGAUAGUAACACUGAUGUUGAUCCCUUUUGGGGUAGCCGUGGCCGGCGAAAAGAUAUGGAAUUUAUUAAAGACCACAAAAAAGAAAAUUUAAAACAAUCCAUUUUAAAUGCUAUCAACGACGUUGAGAAGGACGUAAAAACUCUUUCGAGAUUACGACGGAGUCCGGGCGCUGGCUUAAAUUUUUGGUUAAAUCGAGGUCGAGACAGUAAAUUAAAACAUCUGUUCAACAGAAACUCGAACAAUAAAGCAUAUGUAUCGAACGCUGGAAGCAGUACCGUAAAUACAGUUAAUCCUUCAAAUGCUGAAACUUUAUCGGAUAGCCGAAUAUACGCAGACGAACCUCAUUAUAUCUUAUUGGAAAGAAACAGCAGAUCAUCUGCAGAAGACGACCCCUUCUACAUAUCACGCGGUAAAAAAUAUUAUCUGAAAUAUAACUUCGGACGACCUGGUAGAGACAGACGAGGCGCUAUUGAAGAGAUAGUAAAAUCUGUCCGGAACGACCCUUAUUACAUAGCGCGAGGAAAAAAGGAUCUUACUAAUGAAAGUUCAACACAACGUAACCAAUAUUCGAAAAUCAAAGAACUAGUCUGUACUGCGAUUGAUAUGGUGCUUAAAAAAAACAACGGUGACGUAGUAAAAAGAGAUAUUACGGAUAGCGAAAGGGAUAGACGAACUAUUUUGAAGAAACUGGCAGCUCAAUUGCAAAAUGAUCCGUAUUUUGCCAGUAGAGGUAAGAAAAGCUCUGCAGACGAAGGUAAUCAUCUAAAUGAAUUCAUUGACAGUAUUGCCGAAAAAUGUUCUUAAUCCAAUGUUAGAUUAGAUUUAAUAAUAAUAAAAAAUGUAUUUUAUUCCUGAUUAUUCUUGUUAGUAAGUAAUUAAAUACAUAAUGCUAUUAGAAUAUUUGAAUCCUGGUCAAUAAAUAAUAAAUUGUUGAACUGCA
This is a messenger RNA of Bombyx mori (domestic silkworm), 1954 nucleotides long. RefSeq lists its product as uncharacterized. The record is from RefSeq and is a predicted model, not a curated record. The transcript is spliced from 2 exons. Bases 337 to 1818 code for a protein of 493 amino acids. NCBI's taxonomy places the organism in Eukaryota, Metazoa, Arthropoda, Insecta, Lepidoptera, Bombycidae.